AUGAUACAAGCCAAACAAAAAAUGGCACCCGAAAUUACCCCAAACACCUUUCUCACCACCACAGGUUCUCAAUCAGACCAAAAGACAACAAUCUUCUUCAUCUCCGGCAACCCGGGUCUGAUCGGCUACUACCACCCAUUCCUCUCUGUACUCUCAAAGUAUCUAGACGAGAACGAGGAACAUUCACCAAGCCUACCAUCCUUUCAAAUCUACGGCUGUUCUCUCAGUGGCUUUGAAAUCGACGAACACCAGCCCUCACCAUCACCGUCAUCGAACAAUGGCAUCGAUCUCGACCUGGAAGAUCAGAUCUGCUUUGUUCAGGGAAAGCUCGCUGCCCUGAUGGGAGACGAACCCAACGGUAACGGUAACGGCAAAGGUAAAGGUAAAGAUACUGUGGAUGUCGGAAUAAGACAAAAAGUCAUCCUGAUCGGACACUCCGUCGGCGCAUAUAUCGCCAUGGAAGUCCUAAGACGACACCGCGAAGCAAGCCCAGAAAGCGCCUUCGAUAUCGUCGGUGGAGCGAUGCUCUUCCCGACUGUCAAGGAUAUCGCAGCGUCGCCUUCAGGACAGAAAUUGACGAUUCUACUCUCAAUCAUUCCCCGUCUUGCUGUGGUGGUUAGUUUCUUCGCCCGACUACUGACAUUUCUGCUCCCGGCAUCGCUUCUUCGAUCUGUGGUCCGGCUCUUCAUGGGUGAUCCCCCCGUUCAUGCUUUGGACGCUACGUGUGCUUUUUUGAAGAGUCGAGGUGGAGUGCGGCAAGCUUUACAUAUGGCUGCUGAUGAGAUGCGGACUAUCACUUCGGACAAGUGGAGUGAUGAUGUCUGGGGCGCUGCAUCGGCAAGUGAGCCUAUCGCUAAGCUGUUUUUCUACUUUGGUCGUAAUGAUCACUGGGUGGCUGAUCAGACGAGGGAUGAUAUUGUUGCGGUCCGCGGGCGGAAGGGAGGGCAGGCUGGGCCAACUAUGGUUGUUUGUGAAGAGGGUUUGCCUCAUGCCUUUUGUUUGAAACACAGUGAUGUGAUGGCGCGAAAAGUUGCAGGGAUGGUUGGCCAGAUUGUGGCCUGAGGAAGAGGCCAUGGCUUUUACAAUGCAUGGAAAUAGACAGGAACUACACAAAG
Messenger RNA from Penicillium samsonianum, 1115 nucleotides. Its product is annotated as bifunctional triacylglycerol lipase/ester hydrolase. Lineage: Eukaryota; Fungi; Ascomycota; Eurotiomycetes; Eurotiales; Aspergillaceae. The coding region runs from base 1 to 1062 and encodes 353 amino acids. Gene Ontology annotation, cellular component: lipid droplet. Gene Ontology annotation, molecular function: lipase activity. The transcript has 4 exons. The record is from RefSeq and is a predicted model, not a curated record. Gene Ontology annotation, biological process: lipid storage.